AUGAACGAUUUAAGUAUCAACAGAUCCCUCAAUAACUCAUUUACCCUGCUUAUGAAUCAAUAAUAAGAAAUCCCAGGCAUAAUAAGACCCUAAUUUGUUAAUAACUUUGAUCAUGCUUUAAGAGACCCAAGAAAUGAAGAGGUUUCUGAUAAGGAUUUGCUUUCUAAUCUAAAUAAAUACGAAAAACUUAGAAUUUCUUUCGAAAAGAGCAAAGUAGUUCAUUAAAAGCUUAGAGCAAUCAAAAGACUCUCUAUGCAUUAUUCUAUUGAGAAGGAUAAACUAUCAUAGCUUCCUCUAUACAAAUAAAUGCUUUGCAUCUCAAAUUUAUUAAUGCUGAAUGAAGUCGAGAUAGCAUAUUGGUAAAUACUUAAUCAAUAAAUUGUGAUAACUGAGGUAAAGAAGAAGCUAUUUCUGCAAAGAAUGAUGAUGACUGCCCUGUUGUCUAAAAAAAUAGCGAAUGAUGAAUAAACUAUCUAAAUAUUCUACUCUUUCCUCCGACACAACUAUCCUAAGUUUAUGGAGAGCUUUAAAUACUGGGAAUUGAGAUAAGGAAACUUUGAGAAUAUGCUUACAGUGGAGAAGAUUAGUGCUCACUUUAACGCGCUCUUUGGAAACCCAAUUAAGGGCUCAACAUUCUUCAAAUCAGACAUUGAGACAGAUUUUAACUACAUUAAGAUGAGCAUGAGAGAAGGGCAAGGCGCUUUUUCAAGGUCCAGAAGCCGCUCUCCCUCUGAAUCAAAUAUUAGAUAUGUGACUUAGCCUAUAAAAAGAGGCAGACCAUCUAAGAAGGAUAUUGAAAUAAAAGAAUAAUAGCAGUAAAGAGGUCAGAUUUAUAUGAAUCACAACAGCAAAUAAUACAACCAAGAGAAUUCGAAAAAGCAGGAAAUUAUCAGAUAAGAUCAGAAUAAUGCCAUUAAAAAAGAGAUAAUUUAAUUCUCUGAAUAAUAGAAGUUUUAAUAACCAUUGCAAUAGUAGCAGUAGUAAUUUGCUCAAAUUGCAAAUAAAUCUACUGGCAACCCCUCUACUAUUUAAAAUUUCAAUUCAAGAUAUCAAAUGAAUGGUAAGGAUGGAAGUCCAAUACUUAGAUCAACCAGCAAUCAGCUAAAGAACAUUGAAAUAAAUUUACCUAAUUUCAACAGCUCUAUGUACAAUGCUGAAUCAUUUGGAAACUUGCCACCUAAGUCUUCCCUUAAUGAUUUACUAGUUAAAAAAACAAUAGAAUAGAAUAGCAGUAGAGAGGUAGUGAGUGUUCAAUAAAAGAACAAUGACAUUUAGAAAGAUAGCAGCGCUUUCAAUCACAGUAUAGCUGAAAUAUUUGGAAAAUUUAAACCAGAAAAGUACGACGAAGAUGAUUUGACUAAAAAUUUGAUCGAGCAAAAAUAAGAUCAACAGCAAAGCACUUUUUCAAACUCUGUUGCUAGUUUCAUCCAACCAAAUAAAAUUUAAAGCUCACUCCCAUAAGCCUAGAAAUAAAUAUCUUUCCAAAGAGUAACCAGUAUCUCAAACCUCCAGCCAGAUAAUCCAUUCAUGUAAAAUUAGAAUGCAUUUGAGCUCCCCGAUCUUAUCAAUGAACAAAAUAAAGAUAAAAACAAUUUCCCUUCAUUCUACGCAUAAAAAAGUGCUAGCUUUGAUACAAUCCCGACAGAUACCUCUAACAGCUAUCAGAGCGCUAAAAAUGGCUUUGCUAUUAAUAGAAAUAUGAAAGCAGACUUAGAGAACAUAGAAAAGAAAAAGAAUAAAGAGAUUCAGCUUAUAUAAAAUUAAUGA
Messenger RNA from Stylonychia lemnae, 1767 nucleotides. Lineage: Eukaryota; Ciliophora; Spirotrichea; Sporadotrichida; Oxytrichidae. The record is from the annotation of a GenBank genome assembly.